GUGCCAACCCAAAUUAUCCUGAUGUAAUUUAUGAAGAUUAUGGGACUGCAGCAAAUGACAUUGGGGACACCACGAACAGAAGUAACGAAAUCCCUUCCACAGAUGUUGCUGACAAAAGCGGUCGGGAACAUCUCUCGGUCUAUGCUGUGGUGGUAAUUGCGUCUGUGGUGGGAUUUUGUCUGCUGGUGAUGCUGUUUCUGUUGAAGUUGGCAAGACACUCCAAGUUUGGCAUGAAAGGUAAGAAGGGUUCUGUUUAUUUUACUUCUUAUGUGGAAUCAUUUUUGGCUUCUGACUAA
Molecule: messenger RNA, 296 nt
Organism: Leptonychotes weddellii (Weddell seal)
Lineage: Eukaryota; Metazoa; Chordata; Mammalia; Carnivora; Phocidae
Source: RefSeq, a predicted model, not a curated record